Molecule: messenger RNA, 3600 nt
Organism: Nothobranchius furzeri (turquoise killifish)
Lineage: Eukaryota; Metazoa; Chordata; Actinopteri; Cyprinodontiformes; Nothobranchiidae
Gene: bend3
Product: BEN domain containing 3
Biological process (GO): rDNA heterochromatin formation; negative regulation of transcription by RNA polymerase II
Cellular component (GO): heterochromatin
Molecular function (GO): rDNA binding
Source: RefSeq, a predicted model, not a curated record
CCCGCGAGAUAGCCGAGAAGACGAGCGAGAAAAGCACAACAAGAAAAGCAAAACAAAACAUUAACAUUAACAACAACAGUUGCUUGUUAAUAAACUACCGUGAGCAGUUUCCAGACAUGUCCGGUGCUUCGCCAACGGCCUUAAAGGAUGACACGGACUCGAAAAGGCUAUGAAUUCCUGCGAGCAUGGAGAACAUUCAAAUGAAGCGAUGCUUGAAAAGGGUAGGUCUCGCUCUCGUAUCUCUGCAUGUGGUGAUGUGUUUGUUGCUGAUUCUGGGUCAUUUACAGAACACAAGUAUGUCCAGGACGUUAAGGAGGAGCAAGAAGAUUUUACUGUUUGUGAGUCAUUCCAGGGACACGAAGGAGGAUCUUCUGGGGUCACAGACGUCGGUAAAAGGUCGUCAGCAGAGAUCGGCCCUGCGACACAUCACUCAACCAGCAGCAAGAGACCCAGAGUCACUAGCGCGAUGAGGCAGCGUUUGAUGGUGGAAAGCAGCAGACACGAGCCUCUUUGCCUCACAACGACAGGAGACAGGGGGCCUGGCUUCCUGGAGAAAUCCGGAUCCUCCUACAGAAAGCCUCUGUUCGGCAUCUCGCACAGGAUUUCAGAGAGGAGGAACACACCGAGUGUGGAGCAGCUCGCUAAUCACGGCGGCUUCAGUCGACUCGACAGCAUCCUUUCACCGAAGCUCCAAAGUCUGGAGCAAAACGGGCCCCUGGAGACCUUCUCCGCCACCACAGACUCCUCAGGCCAGACGUCAGCAGACCCGAGUCUUUAUCCACUGAUUGAGAAAAUGUUUUUUAUCCUCAACACACUGAACUCAAGCAUGAGUCAGCUGCACAGCAAAGUGGACUUGCUAACCCUGGAAGUCAUGCGCAUAAAGAAGCACAUGAAACCAGCUGAGAAUGCGAUGGAGUUCCAGCCUCCCCCCGAGUAUCUGCUCACAAACGAUGAACUGAAUCAGCUGAUGGAGCACACGUCCAACGCCGGCGAGCUCGGGUGUCAGCUGCUCGUGCAUCUCUUCCCGGAGCUUUUCAAAUCUAAAGGGUGCUCUCACGACUGCGUUGCGAGCAAGAGGACUCUAGAAUCUCUGCAUCUGCAGCUGAUCCGUAACUACGUGGAGGUCUGCUACCCCUCGGUCAAAAACAGCAGCGUGUGGCAGGAGGAGUGUCUUCUUCAGAUUAACGACUUCUUUAAUCGCUUCUGGGCGCAGAGGGACAUGGAGAGCGCUCGGUUGACUAGGAAGCAAACAGUCCCGGCCGCUGGGAUAAAAACGGAGGAUCCCCAGACUUACUGUUUCAUUAAUGAACAGGGUCAGGAGGAGCAGGUGUCCCUGGAUAACCAGCCGGCCAGCCAGACGGGAUCGGACGCUGCAGUAAACUCACAAACCUCAGAGGAGCUGGACGAGUUCUCCUCCCCAGAAGACUUUGUGAUUUUUCUGACACAUCGUCUCUUCCCUGAGGUUUUUGAAGAGGGGAAAACGACCGAAGGCUCCGGCGGUUUCUGUAACGUCGGGCAACUGAUCCUGGAUUCUGACAAGAUGGAGAUAAUACGAAGGUACAUGGAGGCCAAUUUUCCCGAGGUGCCCGAGGACAGCUGGCUUCCAGUGUGUAUUCAGCAUAUGGAAGAUGCUCUGGAGAGUCCGCACAGUAACGGAAACGGGAGCGAGCCCGACAGUAUGAACUGUGAGGGCUACGACAUGAGCAGCCCACCUGAAGACGGUUCUAUCAGCAACGUUCCAGAAGUGAGUGAAUACGAAAGACCAAAUCGCAAGUCCAAGAAGUCGCUGCUGACACCUGUGGAUUUUGAAAAUCUGGAGAUUCCUCUUCCUGACUUUUCAGUUCCCCAGGAGUACAUCUUGUCCAGAAUGCAGCUGAAGAUCAACUACGAGUGCAGCUUGUCCAUCGGUAACUUCGCCUCCCGGCUGCUGGUUCUCAUGUUCCCUGAACUUUUUACUCACGAGAACACCAGGAAGCAGUACAACUGCAGCGGUUCUCUUGGGAAAAAGCAGCUCGACCCGGUCCGUGUCAAUCUGAUCCGUCAUUAUGUGCAGCUGGUCUACCCUCAAGCCAAGAACGACCGAGUUUGGAUGUUAGAAUUUGUCGGGAAACUCGACGAGAGGUGCAGGAGACGAGACACAGAGCAGAGGAGGUCCUACCUGCAGCAGCGCAAAGUUUACGGCCAGGAGUCGGCGCAGGAGUUCCUCUGUCAGAUUAACCAGUUCAACCCAGACAACACGAGGGAGGAUCCUGACGUUCCUCCUGUUCCUCUCGAGAAAAGCAGCAAAGACUUUUGUAAGAUUCCUCUCGACAGACUGACGGUUUCCAAGCCCGACUUCCCCGUCCCCCCUGUCUACCUGCUGUCCGACACCGAGGUUCGGGAAAUCGUCCAGCAGAGUCUCUCCGUCGGCAACUUUGCUGCCCGGCUGCUGGUGCGCCUCUUCCCAGAGCUCUUCACCUCGGAGAACCUGCGGCUGCAGUACAAUCACUCAGGCGCCUGCAAUAAGAAGCAGCUGGACCCGGUCCGGCUGAGGCUGAUCCGUCACUACGUGGAAGCCGUGUAUCCUGUGGAUAAGAUGGAGGAGGUGUGGCACUAUGAAUGUGUGCCGAGCAUCGACGAACGCUGCCGGCGUCCCAACCGCAAGAAGUGUGACAUUCUUAAAAAGGCCAAGAGGUCGAGCACUGUGUCCUAGUUACAGUAUCCUGUAGUCCGUCAGCACUUCCCGUCCUGGAUUAUUGCUCAGAAUAUAAGCUGAAAUCACGCUGUCCCAUGUGGGCGGAGCCAAGCUGUUGUCUGAAAGUUCUUAAUCGUGUUUCAGCUGCAGAUGUUUGUGUAGUUUUAUUACUAGAAUAAAAAGGUAACUGCUCCUGUUUAAAAGCUGUGGCAGCGUAACACGUUUAGUUGUCAUAGCCUUAAAGACGAUAACCAGGAUAGUUGCUAAAGCGAUAGCUCGCACACCUUCUCACGGCGGCGUGGCAGGAACCUGUAGCACUCACUGAUGUAGCACUGUGCCACCACUGUUUUAACAACAAUGAACUGACAGGCAGGGCGCUGAUUGUUUGGAUCGGGAGAUUAUUUGUUUUUUUUUGUUGUGUACAAAACAACAAUGGAUUUAAAGUAAAGAGCUUAUGACAGACGUCCUCACGGGCUCUGAUGGGUAACAGCUUUUCCACUGUUUGAGGGACUCUCGGGUCCUUUUUUAAUUGUCGUCGUCGUCGUCUUCCUCCACUGGUCCGGGUCGCGGGGGCAGCAUCCCAACUAGGGAGCUCCAGACCGUCCUCUCCCCGGCCACCUCCACCAGCUCCUCCGGCAGGACCCCAAGGCGUUCCCGGACCAGAUUGGAGAUGUAACCUCUCCAACGUGUCCUGGGUCGACCCGGGGGCCUCCUGCCGGCAGGACAUGCCCGAAACACCUCCCCAGGGAGGCGUCCAGGAGGCAUCCUGACCAGAUGCCCAAACCACCUCAACUGACUCCUUUCGAUCCGGAGGAGCAGCGGUUCUACUCCGAGUCCCUCCCGAAUGUCCGAGCUCCUCACCCUAUCUCUAAGGCUGAGCCCGGCCACCCUACGGAGGAAACUCAUUUCGGCCGCUUGUAUCCGUG